CAGCCUUCUGGUGCCAGCCUUCUAUAAACCAUUACUGAAAUACUACGUUCUAUUCAAAAUCUACAUGCUUGAAGAAAAAAAUGAUUAACGCGGUUCUUGUCUUCAAUAAUGCUGGGCAACCACGCCUCACAAAAUUUUACACACAAUUAGUGAAUACCGACCUCCCCAUCAUCCUUCAGAGAAUCCCUAUGCUAACAGCCCGACCAGGAAACAUCAGUUCAACAACGACUCAUUUCAGAAAUAUUUACACUAGUCUCUAAUCGCCCUACUGGCUCAUGUAAUUUUCUUCCGCUUCCACCUCUUCUCGCCUCCUCUUCCACAUCCAAAACAGAUUCGUCUCCUCACAAUGAUAUUCCUUCCCUCGUAACGUACCGCCAUUAUGCGACACUCUACUUCAUCAUCAUCUCAACUUCUACUGAGUCACCACUUGCUCUUAUAGAUUUGAUUCAAGUAUAUGUGGAGGCGCUUGAUCGAUUAUUUGAAAAUGUAUGCGAGCUAGAUCUGAUCUUCAACUUCGAGACACUGCAUGCAACUUUGAGUGAGAUGAUCGUAGGGGGUGUUGUUAUUGAAACACAGCUAGAGAGAGUAGUGGAAGGGGUGAGGGCGCAGGGGAAGGUGGCAAAGAGGCCGUUGAAUGAAGGGAGGGGAGGGGCAUUAGGAGGGAUGGGAAUGGGUGGGAAUUUUGCUUGGGCUACUCGGUGAAAGUCGGCGACGAUUUUAACUACAAAUGCUUCACAGAGACUGCAAUAAUCAAAUCGUUAGCAGGGUUAUGAUGUU
Messenger RNA from Sclerotinia trifoliorum, 777 nucleotides. Lineage: Eukaryota; Fungi; Ascomycota; Leotiomycetes; Helotiales; Sclerotiniaceae. The record is from the annotation of a GenBank genome assembly.